AUGUUGCUCGGUAAUAUUCGAGAAGAUCUUCAUCCGAACUGUCGAACAAGUCGUAGUACACCUCAUUUAACACGAUCAUUUUCAAUAAAAGAUACAAUAACAACCCCUCUCACAUCAUCAUCAACAAGUAUUCGAACUUCAAUUGAACCACAACAAACAAUGAUGAACUAUGCUCGCAUGUCAUAUCGUUAUACAACUGUUACAUUACUAUCGAUGCGUCCACCACCAGAUACAACUAUUUUUCCUGAUCAUCUUGUUGAACGACGUUUUCUCGAUGAUGAAAAUUAUAUUGAUCUGGAUCGAAUGUUAGCUGAAAAAGGUGGUAAAUUUCGAUUAGAUUCAUAUGGUAUACGUGAUGGUGCAGGUGAUGGACCUAUAAUACCAACUAGAAUACAUAAAUAUGAUUUUUCUGAUCCUGUUGUUAUUGAAAAAGUUAAAAAUCGUCGUCCAAAAGAUCCAUUAACACCUCAUCAAGUAGCUGCAUUAACAUCAGUUGUAACACGUCAUCAAUCAUCAACAUUUCCAACACCAUUAUCAUCACCUCAUCAAAUUCAAUCAUCACAUGUUUGGAUUGAUGAUUAUAGUCAUCGACAAGCACAAUUUGAAGGUAAUAAACAUCGAUAUCAUUUACCAACACAAUCGUCACUGUCUUAUCAAAGACAAAAUCCAAAUCAAUGUGAAAUAUAUACAAAUCAAAUUAAAUCUCUUUUACCUAAUUAUCAAUCAAAUAAUCAACAAAAUACAAAUACUGUUCCUAUUUUACAACGUUUAUUUCAAGCUCAACAACGUCAACAAAAUGAACAACGAAAAAUUGAUGUUAGAAAUCAACAAUCAUCACCAUACAUAAAUACUCCGAUGUCAACAUCAGAACAUCGUCAAAUAGGUUUAUCUGCAUUUUGUACACCAACAUCACCAGAACAAUCAAAUUCAUAUAAUACAUUUGCAUGGCCAUUUUCAAUGGCUCAAAAUCAAAAACCUGUAACAAAUCCAUUGCAUAUACCUAUAUCAACCCAGACGACUGAUGUACUUACUCAAUUAAUAAAUGAACAAUUUCGAUAUUCGGCUACUAUGCAAACAUCUACAACAUCAAAUAUCGAUAUUAAUGUAGUAAAUAAUAUCAAUCGAGAUGAUAAUAAUGAUGAUGAUGAUGAUGAACAAAACUUUUAUUCAGCACCACCGUCACCUACUAAACAACAAGAUACUUCACGAACUUUAUUUAAUAAUUCAAAUAAUCUUGAACAUACACGUAUUUAUAAUCAAGCAGUUUUAUUAAAUUCGCUGAUACGUAAUAUGGUGAAUGAAAGGGAUAUAAAAAAUUCAUCAUCCAACGAGUCUUGUUUUUCAAAUGAUACUCAAUCGACAAAUUGUAAUCAAGAAGACAAUGAAAGUUAUACAGAAAUGUAUAAUCUUAUUCGUCUUCUUUCUCCUGGUGUUAAAAAUGUUGCUCAACAAGAAUUACUUCAAUAUCUUGAACAAGGUUGUUUAAAUGAACGUAAUGAAAUGAUUCGUUUAGUUGGUUCACUUAAUAUUAAUGAACAAAAUUCAUUAAAACCAAUUCUACUUCGAUUAAUUAAUGAACAAUUAGAUAUUAUGAAAAAACAACAACAAAUUCAACAAGGUAAUUCAACAUCAAUACCACAUCAACAUUCUCAAGAAACGCGUUCAACAUUAGAAAGUUGGUUUGGUUCUGAUAUAUAUACAAAUGCAUAUCCACGUAUGCCAUCAGGUCGUGUUAUAUCAGCGUGUGAUCUUGAACAAUCACGUUUAACAAAAUAA
Messenger RNA from Rotaria sp. Silwood1, 1776 nucleotides. The record is from the annotation of a GenBank genome assembly. Lineage: Eukaryota; Metazoa; Rotifera; Eurotatoria; Philodinida; Philodinidae.